Messenger RNA from Populus euphratica (Euphrates poplar), 483 nucleotides. RefSeq lists its product as uncharacterized. Lineage: Eukaryota; Viridiplantae; Streptophyta; Magnoliopsida; Malpighiales; Salicaceae. The coding region runs from base 1 to 483 and encodes 160 amino acids. The transcript has a single exon. The record is from RefSeq and is a predicted model, not a curated record.
AUGGGCAAUUGCUUAGGUCAUAAUUGUGUUAGACCUCCCUUUAUAGGUUCUUGCAUCGGAUUCCCUCGAGCCAAGCGUGAGAAAGUGUUGCAUGUUGUCAAAACAGAUGGAAAGGUUCUGGAAUUCAGCGCUCCGAUUCUUGUGAAAGAUAUCGCGGUCAACUUUCCUGGCUCAGGUAUUGGUCUAACAAAUGAAGCUAUAGAGCAUCUGCCACCAAGUUACGAGUUAAAGCUUGGAAAUGUUUACCAUGUUCUUCCACCACCUCCAGGGACUUCACCGGUGGUUGACAGGGAAGAAGAAGCAAGUAGUGGUGGUGUCAAGAGGAUUAAAGUUGUAAUAACAAAGCAACAACUUCAGCAGCUUUUGAAAAAGGAAAUAUCUCUUGAGGAGGUUCUGUUAGGGCUAGAGAAGAAAAGUUCUUCUCUCGACUCUCCAAGAAAUUGGAAGCCAAAGCUGGAAUCAAUCCCUGAAGGAUUUGAGUAG